Clonostachys solani is the source of this 954-nucleotide messenger RNA. The record is from the annotation of a GenBank genome assembly. NCBI's taxonomy places the organism in Eukaryota, Fungi, Ascomycota, Sordariomycetes, Hypocreales, Bionectriaceae.
AUGCAAGGCUUACGAUCCCUCGCGGUGGCCGGCCUUCUCGCUGCAGGUCUGGUUUCUGGGCAAACAACAAGCACUCAAUGUGUGAAGGGUCUCAAGAUCUUCGUGGGCCGUGGAACCGGUGAGCCGCUGGUCGACGCCCAGAACAAGGACACAACCCUCGUCUCGGAGACCGGCCUGGGCAACAACACGCGAGGGUUGGGCGAGACCGGAAAGCUCCUCGUGCCCAUCUUUGACAAGAUCCCCGAUUCCAACUACACGGCCAUUCUGUACCCCGCGAGCAACGGAAGAAGGGGAACGAACGAGUCAAACUACUUCGAAUCGGUGGUCAAUGGCACUGAGAUGGCCAGGAAGGCCAUGACGGAGUACGCCACGGCCUGUCCCGACGGAAAGAUGGCCUGGAUAGGAUACUCCCAGGGCGCACAAAUCAUCAGCAAUAGCCUCUGUGGCAUGCCCGUCAUCUGGGCUCAGUUCAUGUCCAAUCCCAGCCUCCCCGGCAUGGUCUCUCUCACACAGCCUCUCCCCACCAACGUCACCAAGAACGUGAUCGCCACCCUUCUGCUCGGCGACCCUUCCCACAAGAACGGCACAAACUACAACUACGGCUCGCACAACCUGACCGGCGACGGCGUCUUCUACCGCGGCGACACGAGCGCCUGCGAGGCCCUGGGCAAGCGCAUCCGCUCCUACUGCGACGCCGGGGAUCCGUUCUGCGACGUCGGUCCAGCCUACAGCGACGCCCACGGCCGCUACGUCAAGAACCACAAGGACGAGUUCGUCGACUACAUUGUCGAGCAGUGGAGCAACGGCGGCGAGACCGGCGAGGUGUCGACGACGACGACUCGGAGCGGCGCGUCGCCCUCGACUACUGGUGAUGCUGGUAGCGGGGCACCCGGGCUUGCUAAGGCUUCCGGCUUCGCCGUGAUUCUUUCUUUAGUUUCGUUUCUUCUGAUCUAA